Molecule: messenger RNA, 1168 nt
Organism: Yamadazyma tenuis ATCC 10573
Lineage: Eukaryota; Fungi; Ascomycota; Pichiomycetes; Serinales; Debaryomycetaceae
Source: RefSeq, a predicted model, not a curated record
GGGGCAGACUUUUAUAUAAAAAAACCUCUUCUCCCACCUCUUGCAUCGCUAACAAAAUUCACAACAUGUCUGACAUUGAAAACCAAAUCCCGGUAAAGGAACAAAUUGCUCUCAACAACGAUUCAAGCUUUGUGCCAGCUUCUGUCACUAAAAUUAAGACCGAAGGUGACUAUAUUCAAUUUGGCCAUGAAAAAUACUUGAAGUCGGAAUUAGUGGAUGCUUUCGGGGGUGACUUUAACCCAGGUUUACUGCCACCUCCCAAGCAUGACUUGGCCAACCCUUCUCCCUUGGGACUUAGUGCCUUUGCAUUGACGACAUUUGUAUUGUCGUUGAUCAAUCUUGAAGCCAGGGGUGUCACCAUCCCUAAUGUGGUGGUGGGGUUGGCAUUCUUCUACGGAGGAGCCACUCAGCUUGUGGCUGGGAUGUUUGAAAUUGCUGUCGGCAACACUUUUGGUGGUGUCGGUUUGUCUUCAUACGGGGGUUUCUGGUGUGCGUGGGCAGCAUUCUAUGUUGAAAGUUUUGGCAUUUCAGCUGCUUACACGGAUGAGCGAGAAUUCCAUUUUGCAGUGGCUAUUUUCCUUUUGGGGUGGUUUAUAUUCACAUUUUUCUUGAUGCUUUUGACGUUGAAAUCUACGGUGGCAUUUUUCUCCAUCUUCUUCUUUUUGUCCAUUACGUUUUUGUUGUUGGCAAUAGCCGACUUCCAGAAUUCUGUUCCAGUGAAGAAAGCGGGAGGUGUGUUUGGAUUACUCACUGCGUUUGCGGCGUGGUAUAAUGCUUAUGCUGGUCUUGCUAAUAAGCAAAACUCUUAUGUGACGGUGAAGGCGAUCCCAUUACCUGAUUUAGAGGGCAAGAAGUAUAAGUGAUAUUUAUUUAUUUAUUAUGUUAAUGAUUUGUUCUGCAAAGUUCCGGCCCCACCGGUUGGUGAGUGUAGAGAGCGGUCUGUCGGAUGUCAGAAGAACGUUGUACGACAGAUGUCAUGGGGCUCUAUAUCAAACUAGCAUUCACUCGAGGAAUUCAUUGAGCUCUAUAGCAUGCUGCCAUUCACUAACGAUCGUUUCCGUGCGUUUUGUCCCGUCCUGGGAUUUUAUUCUCCUAUGUUCUUGUUUGCUACAUGUAUAUUCUGCCAACCAUUCUUAGUAUACGUCAAUUAUAUCUUCUCAUCUUCGUU